Molecule: messenger RNA, 729 nt
Organism: Fonsecaea erecta
Lineage: Eukaryota; Fungi; Ascomycota; Eurotiomycetes; Chaetothyriales; Herpotrichiellaceae
Exons: 1
Coding region: 1-729 (242 amino acids)
Cellular component (GO): precatalytic spliceosome
Source: RefSeq, a predicted model, not a curated record
AUGACGCACCGCGCCGAUGCCUCCAACACGCUCGACAACCGCGGCUACAGCGGUCCGCUGGUGCGCGGCCAAAACCCUGCCCUGCUCUUAGAAACCGCCAUGCGCGACCGCAUUACCGACUCUCUCUACUGGAAAGAACAAUGCUUCGGGUUGAACGCAGCCACUCUGUGCGACCGAGCUGUCGAACUCACCUACAUUGGCGGCACGUACGGCGUCGCCAUGAAACCUACGCCCUUCAUCUGCCUCGCCUUCAAACUCCUUACCCUCGUCCCCGACCGGGAGAUCGUGCUUGAAUACCUCAAAAACGGGGGCGAAGAGUGGAAAUACUUGAGGGCACUCGCGGCAUUCUAUGUCCGCCUGACAUUUGAGCCGGCAGACGUCUACAAGACCCUGGAGCCGUUUCUGGAGGACUCGCGAAAAUUAAGACAGCGGAGGAAGGAGUCUUACGUGUUGAUCCACAUGGACGAGUUUGUGGAUAAUCUGCUCACGAAGGACAGGGUGUGCGGGACGAGUUUGUGGAAACUGCCGGCCAGGCAGCUGUUGGAGGAUCUAGAACAGCUGGAUGAGAGGGUCAGUCCGUUGCAGGCGGAGCUGGAUGCCAUGGAAGAAGAGGAGGAAGAAGGGGCAAACGGCGAGAAACACGAUGAGGAUACGGGUGGAACGGCUUCUGAGGAUGGGAGGAGUCCUAGGUCGUUGAGCAGGAGCAGAAGUCGUUCGAUCAGUGAUUGA